This is a messenger RNA of Tetranychus urticae (two-spotted spider mite), 1407 nucleotides long. RefSeq lists its product as uncharacterized. Lineage: Eukaryota; Metazoa; Arthropoda; Arachnida; Trombidiformes; Tetranychidae. The record is from RefSeq and is a predicted model, not a curated record.
AGUCUUGUUCAUUUCCACUAUCACUUGUUAUCUCUGUUUACCGUUUAUUUAAAUUAUUGCCAUUGGUUCGAUGGAUUGUAUCAAUAGUAAUCAUAACUUUCUUCAUAAACUCUUUUCCUUUCUUCUCAUCAUUUCUUGUUAAUCAUUAACCUUAGCUUAAAGUUGAUUGUUAUUUCUCAUUUGUGCUAUCAGUACGAUUUUGUUAUUACCUUGAAUGUGUUUUCUAGUUGAGGUGAACAAAAAGCUCUUCUCUACUUCAAUAAACUGUUCAUUUAAUCAAUUUUCCUCUGAUUACUGUUGUCUUUUUGCUUGCUAAAUGUGCUACUUGACUCUACACAAUUUAAUAUGGUGACAGUUGCUUUUCCCAAUUAAACUUGUACCUUAAUUGGAUCCAAAUUUUAAAUGGGAUUUACCUGUUGUACUCUCAAAUUAUGGACAACAAUCGCCGUCAUCUAUUCAAUAAUCAACUAUUUGAUUUUUACUGGGGCUGAUUUUUUCAUAUUACUCAGCAUUGUAACACCAUCCUUAGUUUUAUUUAACCAUGAGUCCACCAGUUGGAGCCAAUUUGUUGAUUCCUUCAGCAAAAUUGAAAAUAUUCCCAUUCUCCUUGGAAUCGUCUUGAUUCGUUUGAUUCUUCGGUUAUUUUUGAUAAUCUCUGUCCCUGUCCUUUCCAUUGGUAACCGUCGAGAUCGCCGUAAAUAUUUGAUUCCAUGGGAAAUGAUUGUUGCCAUUUACAUAGCUGCCUUGAUUGCUAGUUCAAUAUACUUUCUAAUUGUUGAAAAUAAGGAUGGAUUCAUUAAUGAAUUUCCUAAUUGGAUCAAAUCAAAUUUAACUCAACUUGAUGCUGAAUCAAGCAUCCAGUGGGCUCGACUGACAAUAUUUUUAAAUUUAAGCGAUGGUGGACUCGGAAUCUUGUUUUGGCUAAUCUUGCUUUUCUGUGUUCACCUUCGUUGUGCCCAAAUACGAUAUGAAAAGAAUCAACUUCGCCGGCUUGGCCAAUGGAAUACCAACAUUUUAACUUACCGUAUUCCUCGAGCUCGCCUCAAUUCAAUAGAUCAACCUCACAUGGAUUCAACCCUGGAAAUGAGAUCAUCCAGAGUACCUGUUUACCCGACAACAAUUGGAACAGCAACCAUGAAUUCAACUGAAUCACGGUCACCAUAUUACGAUAACCAGGCCUUUAAAUACUAAAAAAGCAUGAAAGAUUUAGCAAUAGCUAUGUAAAUGAAAUGAGAGAAAUUGAUUUUGUGUUUUAAAUUUUUUCUUUAUCAUAAUUUAUAACAACAAUUUAAAUCUUGUUUACAAUCUUGGCAAAUGUUUUGUUUUUUUUCUUACUAUUAAGCAUUUAAUAGACGGAAUAAAUAAAAAGUUCUGAGUCCUGUAAAAGGGUUUUAUGCCUAUUGGAUA